Messenger RNA from Pangasianodon hypophthalmus (striped catfish), 589 nucleotides. RefSeq names its product PCNA clamp associated factor (gene pclaf). Lineage: Eukaryota; Metazoa; Chordata; Actinopteri; Siluriformes; Pangasiidae. Bases 100 to 444 code for a protein of 114 amino acids. Gene Ontology annotation, molecular function: chromatin binding. Gene Ontology annotation, cellular component: nucleus. The transcript is spliced from 4 exons. Gene Ontology annotation, biological process: regulation of cell cycle; translesion synthesis. The record is from RefSeq and is a predicted model, not a curated record.
GUGUUUGGCUCGCUUUUAAAACGCUGGCGGGAAGUGCGUGAGUUCACUUCUUUAUCUGUGGCCUGUGGGGAAGCGCUCGAAGCGCCUAAACAAGCAAAUAUGGUGAGGACGAAAGCUGAUAGUGUUCCUGGUAGCUACAGGAAAGCGGUUGCUGCUUCUGCGCCCAGGAAGUCACUUGGUGCCUCCAGUUCAGGGAACUCCUCAAGCAGCAGCUCUCAAGCCUCCACACCCGGAAAGAAUAAGUAUGCUGGUGGAAAUCCUGUCUGUCCACGUCCGACCCCAAAAUGGCAGAAAGGCAUCGGAGACUUCUUUGGUGGCCCGAGCAGGAAACCGGAGAAGGAGAACGUGCACCCUGUUUCUGAUGGAGAGGAGGCUGGAGGCAGUGGCAUGUCCAAAGCACCCAGGAAAUCCAGACCGCUUCCAGAUGAUGAGGAUGAUGAAUAGCUCUACUUGUUCAGUGCAUUGAAACCCCUACUGGUACAUGACCUUCACGAAUUUUUUUUUUUUAGUGUAAAUCUUUGUACAUACCUUUUUAAUGUUGCUUUCAUUUUUGUACAGAAGUUUAAUAAACUGUCUUUUUCAAGAGGUA